AUGGGGGAGGUGGAGAUCUCAUCCCGGGCCUACGUGAAGAUGUGCCUGCACGCCGCCCGGUACCCGCACGUUGCUGUGAACCGGCUGUUGCUGGCGCCCGCGCCGCGGUCCGGGGAAUGCCUGUGCCGCAGUGUGCCCUUAUUCCACAGCCACCUGGCCCUGUCCGUCAUGCUGGAGGUUGCCCUCAACCAGGUGGAUGUGUGGGGUGCACAAGGUGGUCUGGUGGUGGCUGGGUACUACCAUGCCAAUGCAGCUCUGUUCGACCAGAGUUGAGUAGGGAGCGUGGUCUGUACAUCCGGCACUAUGCUGGGUACUGGAGUGAGGAAAUAUAAUGUUGACCCUGGGCCCCUGGCCUUAAAAAUUGCUGGGCGAAUUGCAGAAUUCUUCCCUGAUGCAGUACUCACCAUGGUGGAUAAUCAGAAACUGGUGCCUCAACCUCAUGUGCCCCCAGUCAUUGUCCUGGAGAACCAUGGUCUCUGCUGGGCCCCCAGGGACAAGAACUUAGUGAUGUGGAGGGACUGGCAAGAGUUGUGUCAGAUGGUAGGAGCACUGCUGGAGGGACGGGCCCACCAGCACCUUGUGGACUUUGACUCUCACCUUGAUGACAUCUGGCAGAACUGGACCAACCAGCAGUUAAACACCCAAAUCACCCAGUGGAUUGGUCCUACUAAUGGAAAUGCCUGAACCAGGGCCAGUGGGGCCAGGAUCCAAUAAAGAGACUUGGGUUGAUGGGUAA
This is a messenger RNA of Trichechus manatus latirostris (Florida manatee), 736 nucleotides long. It is a transcript of the gene EMC9, whose product is annotated as ER membrane protein complex subunit 9. The record is from RefSeq and is a predicted model, not a curated record. Gene Ontology annotation, cellular component: EMC complex. Lineage: Eukaryota; Metazoa; Chordata; Mammalia; Sirenia; Trichechidae.